Molecule: messenger RNA, 529 nt
Organism: Anoplophora glabripennis (Asian longhorned beetle)
Lineage: Eukaryota; Metazoa; Arthropoda; Insecta; Coleoptera; Cerambycidae
Exons: 4
Coding region: 2-526 (174 amino acids)
Source: RefSeq, a predicted model, not a curated record
CAUGUGUAGAACGGUGGGUGCGUUUUUCUUCCUGGGCUUAGGGGCUGCUGUCCUCUGCGUGCCGCUCAAAGACAAAUUGAUGGUCGACUUGGGAGGCGACACCGCCGUCGUGGAGUCCACCGUGAGGGAGGCGAGGCAAGCGCCGGACCACAUCGAGGAACUUCUCCAGCCAGACAAAAAAGACGGCCAGGAAAGCAAGACAUUGUACAGUAUCAGCGGGGAAUCGAAAGACGAUAAGAAGAACAAACACUUCCUAGACGACUUCGACUUCGCCUACUUCGGAGGAGAUAAUUCAGGUCUCUCCAAGUUCGUCCAAGGAGGUGGUGAAAACGAAAGUGGAGAUGGCAAGUCCCAGAGCUACGAAACUAAUGAAAGCUACGAAAGCGGCGGCAGCGGAAGCUACGACUCCGGUGACAAAAACGAAGGUGAAAGCUCUUCCACCAGCCAUAGCUACGACUCCAAGGAUGGCAAUGGCAAGUCCGCCGCCUACGGGGGAGAAGAAGAACAGGAGGAAGAAGAGCACUAAUCU